Molecule: messenger RNA, 669 nt
Organism: Pseudocercospora fijiensis CIRAD86
Lineage: Eukaryota; Fungi; Ascomycota; Dothideomycetes; Mycosphaerellales; Mycosphaerellaceae
Exons: 2
Coding region: 170-424 (84 amino acids)
Cellular component (GO): intracellular membrane-bounded organelle; membrane
Molecular function (GO): heme binding
Source: RefSeq, a predicted model, not a curated record
CCAGUGACAUUCUUCCGAUUAUUAUUACUUCAUCACGAUCUGUUUCUCAUUACAUCUAUACCAUACCAACCACACCAUUAACCCACCUAUCGACACCCCACCAUCUCCACCUCCACCAACCAACCAACCAACCCACCGACCCUCAUCCCCACCCCCUCCAUCGCCCACAAUGUCAAAACAACUCACCGCAAACGAAGUAAAAGCCCACAACACCGUAGAAACAGGCCUCUACAUAAUCAUCGACAACGACGUCUACGAAAUGGGCCGCUUCGUAGACGAGCAUCCAGGAGGAGCGAAAAUUUUGAAGAGAGUGGGGGGGAAAGACGCCAGCAAACAAUUCUGGAAGUAUCAUAAUGAGAGUGUUUUGAAAAAGUAUGGGCCGAAAUUAAAGAUUGGGACGGUGAAGGAGGGGGCGAAGCUUUAGGACUGACGGUAGGCGAGUUGGAAGGUAGAGGGAGGAGGAUGGGGAAGGAGAUGAUGAUGAUAAUGAUGGAUGAGAGAGAUACCAAUACCACGUAACCAGCAUAUUUUUAGAAGGCGGUGGCGGCGCUGUAUGUAUGAUACAGGUCAUUGCAUAUUCAUGUUCAUUCUUGAAGGACUAAGGAGCAGGAAACCAGUGGGUAUAGUAUCAAACCAGAAAACUCCAGGCUAUGCAUGACUUGAAAGUCG